AUGCGUAUGUUGGCUUACGGAGUAGGUUCUGACGCCGUUGACAAAUAUCUAAGGCUAACAGACGUCAAUGCGAACAAAUGCCUCUACAAGUUUUGUGAACGAGUCAUCUCGGUUUUCGUCCCUCGGUACUUGCGCCAGCCUAAUGCAAAAGAUGUCCAAUGCCUACUACGGAUUGAAGCGUCAAGCGAUUUCUUGAGCAUGAUGGGCAGCAUCGACUACAUGCAUUGGGAAUCCGACAAUGACAUCAAAGUUUUAGACCGAUCACCGGUUCUUAAUGAUGUGUUAGAAGGCCGUGCUCUCGAGGUAAAUUAUGCUAUCAAUGGCAUCAACUAUACCUCGGGAUAUUACUUGACAGAUGGUAUGCAUCCUAAAUGGUCAAUGUUCGUGAAUUCAAUCCCUCAACCUCAAGGAAAGAAGAGAUGGUUUCUUGCCAGAUAUCAAGAAAGGGUACGAAAAGAUGUAAAGCGUGCUUUCGGGGCUUUGCAGGCUCGAUUUGCUAUUAUUUGUGGGCCCGCUCAAUCAUGGUUCGUGAAGAAAUUUGGAAUGAUCAUGAGAGCUUGCAUUGUAUUGAAUAACAUGAUUGUUGAGGUUGAGAGGGACACCUAUAAUGUCAUCUUUGAUCAGCGCUCGGAGAACGAUGAUCCAUGCUCGAAGAAUGAUAAUCCCCCCAUUGGCGGCUUACCACAAAUUCAACGACAACAACAAAGAUAUGCUCCAUAUGAGGAAUAUAUUCGGAUUUAG
This is a messenger RNA of Punica granatum (pomegranate), 741 nucleotides long. The record is from RefSeq and is a predicted model, not a curated record. NCBI's taxonomy places the organism in Eukaryota, Viridiplantae, Streptophyta, Magnoliopsida, Myrtales, Lythraceae.